Messenger RNA from Magallana angulata, 11647 nucleotides. Its product is annotated as ubiquitin carboxyl-terminal hydrolase 34-like. The transcript is spliced from 80 exons. The coding region runs from base 155 to 10846 and encodes 3563 amino acids. Lineage: Eukaryota; Metazoa; Mollusca; Bivalvia; Ostreida; Ostreidae. Gene Ontology annotation, biological process: protein deubiquitination. Gene Ontology annotation, cellular component: nucleus; cytosol. The record is from RefSeq and is a predicted model, not a curated record. Gene Ontology annotation, molecular function: cysteine-type deubiquitinase activity; cysteine-type endopeptidase activity.
UGCCGGAAAUUGACGAUGGGUGAAAACAAUAUGGCGGGAUGUGAUGAAUGAAGAUUUCUUGCCAUCGAUUAUUUCAUCGUUUAAUUCAACAAAAUGACAUGACAGAUUUGUAGUGCAAAACUUGUGACAUCAAGCUAUACAUACUGCAGAAACCAUGUGUGACCACUGUGCAGAAGUUCUUCAGUUAAUCGAAAGUUACGAAGAACGAUGCCUGGUUGGUGGAUUUCAUAUGAACAAAAGAGAAAUUCUCUCUUUUGUGAGCUAUGCCAACACAUGGCCUCAAAGACAAUGCAUGUGCUGUUUCAAGAAUUUAAAGAACUUCGAGAAACUGAACAACAUGGUUCAAGUAAUAUGCAGUGUUGCUAUUCGAGUUAUUCAAACCAUGCCAGAGGAUUUUAACAAAGAACAACAGAAAGAACUUGAUAUAAACAACAAGGACAAAAAAGAGAAAGUAUCAGAGGAUAAAGAAGAGCCUGCCAUGCAAGAUGAUGGAAAAGUUGGCGAAAAGGAGGUAGCUAUGGAUACAGACGAUGAAAUGGAGGAUCCAGAGAGAUGGACUAUGGAGGAGAAAGAGAAACUUCUGCACUUCGUCACCAAAAUCUUUCUGUUGAACUUUCCUUCCUAUAUGGCCUACAAACACAUGUACCACUCAUCACUAGAGGAAUUAUCACAGCAAGAGACCAGUGCUUUGAAUAACUAUUGUGAAGUGUCGGACCCAGAAGUUCCAUUGUUUCUCUUGAGAAAUGUGUGCUUCUUCUGUGACAGUAAUGGAAUUGGUGCCCUAAAGCAGUGUUUUGAUAAAGCCACUCCAGAUACCCUGCCAUUCACAUUUGCCCACAUUCUCAUCACCCUCAUUGCUAAUUUACGUCUCUGGAUGAACAUCCCAACAGUGAUGCAGUACAUAGUUCCUCUCAGAACUGUAGUGAUAAGAUACAUGUGUAAACUGUCUGACAAAGACCUGAGAAUGGCGGGGAACCGUAAUAUGACGGAGCUGAUGUGGGCAGCAGUCAAGGAGCCUCUGGAGACCCACUUCCAGUUCGACAAGGAGGGGUUGGACCUGGCCUUCAAGUACUUCACCUGUUCCACUCUCACUAUAAGGCUGGCCGGGAUAGCUCAAAUCAAUAAUCAAAUUAAUCUGUACAAUGAAAGCUGCAACAAUGAGACACUGAUGGAUACUGAAAGUUACGUGGAGAGAGUAGGGCAUCAGCUAUCACAGUGGCUUCUCGACAACAAAAUCAUUGAACACAUCUUUGGUCCUAAUCUACACAUUGAGAUUAUCAAACAAAGUCAGUUGAUAUUAAACCUGUUAGCUGUGGAAGGAAAGAUCACAAAUGACCACAUCGACUGUAUAUGGGCUUCCAGCCAGCUGAAGCACUGCAGUAAACAAGUGUACGACAUCUUGAUCCCACUGAUAAAGAACCUGGAGCUUCAACCCGUACAGCAUCUCCUGAAACUUGUGUCUGGCCUGGAGCCCACCGCUCACAAUGAAUCGACCCUGUACCUGGCCUCGGCUCUGGUGAAGUGCGUGUGGAACACCUGUGCCAUCAGCCAGUCCUCCUCCUCCACCCACCACCACGGACCCCUCCCCGCCACGCUGGCCUCGCUGCAGCACGAGGAGGACCAAAUCCAUCACGGAAAAGUAGGGAAACACGAGGUGAGCAGCAGUGACAGUAUUCAGGUCUCUGACGAUGAAGGACACCUACAGCUGGUAGAUGUACAGGUCAGAUCCCCAAAGAAAGUACAGAAGCUGAUAAUCCGCCAUGGAAGAAUACACAAACAUCACCAUGGUCACUGUUGUCAUGGAGACCAUGAAGAGGACUCGGAUGAAGAGUGUCACGUCCACAGUGAUGGGAGUGAGGCAGACUCAGAGUGUGAUAGACAUGUUCCUCACCCAAGAAGGGUUCCACAUGUGACUCAAGAAAGUGAGGGCAGUGAAAGUGAGGUGGAUGAAGAAUCAAGUGAAGAAGAGGAGGAGUUGGAGGAAGGAGAGAUUCUACAGAAUCGCCUCAAUCAGCAAAGGAUGAUGGGUGUCCAAAGACAGGGAGGGUUCGUCAAGGGUCGACCCCACUUCCAUCCUCAGCGGACUCAGGCUUCCUCAGAGGAAGAGGAGGAGGAGGAAGAUGAUUCCGAAUACAUUGACUCUGAGGAAGAGGAACAUAUCAAGGAGGCCCGGAUUGUACAGAUGAAGCACAUGCAACAACAGUCCCAGGAAAGUGAGGAGAGCUCUGAAUUUGAGGACGCUUUGCAUGAUGGGAAAAUGAGUCAUCAGAUGGCUCAGAAAAUUCUGCAGAAGCAUCAUCUGCAAGAACAGCGAAGACAGAUCCAGCUGCAGCAAAGUCAUCAGAGGCAGAGGCGAAGGAGGAUGGCUGGAAAUGUGAAGGAGAGCCCGGCAAAGAAGGAGGGGAAGAAACUAUUGAGACAGGGGGAGAAUGAGGAUGAUCAAAAAUCCACACCUGGGGGAUCAGGUGACAAAACCCUGGAACACUUACCAGCAGGAGAUUCAAUCUCAAAACAGAAGAUGGAGGAGCUUGAGACGGGAAGUCUGACUGCCACCCUGGAGCAUGGACCCAGUGGAGACCAGGAAACAGAAAUAUUUGACUGCACUCAGUUCAUACAGACAGCUCAAAGUAAAAGGCGGCAGACUGUUGAAGGUGAAGAAGUGGAAGGAAUCUUGUCCCCUGAUGAGGGCGAAGGAAGUUGUCGUAGUUCCCGCAUGAGUACCAAGUCAGAGAAGAACAUGGCCGACUUUGAGGGGGAGGAGUUUAUCAGUGACGAGGAGUUGGCACGGAUUAACGGUCCAUACAGUCAGCACCAGAUGCAGCAGCACCUGUCCAGUCUGGCCUCCAUGUACCAGACCCACCUACCGCAGGGCAAAGCCGCUGUACUUCACCACCGGCCUCCUGUGAAGGACUCAAGCUUCAUGACCUACUCAGAGUUUUCUAUAGAUAGCGUGUGCAAGAAAGGCAGCACUCUUCUGUGGGACUUAGUACAGGAGGAUACAUGUAAUCUGCUGCCGGAGGGAUUGGCUAAUGAGGCAGAAAAAGCCCUCUGCACCUUAGUGUGCUAUUCCACAGAUCGUAGAAUUCGAAUGAAAUUUAUAGAAGCAUGUAUAGAAAAUCUUGCCCAUAAUCGGUCUGUUGUAGUGUCGCUGAGAUUAUUACCAAAAGUGUUCAGUUCCUUCCAACAGUUUCGUGGGGGUGCCGAUACCCACCAUAUAACCCUGUGGGCAGAGAAAGAGUUGAAUAUGAUGUCCCACUUUUUCAUCAAUCUUGUUCACUAUACGGAAAAAGUUCAAGCUGGGGAGAGAAAUCCAAUGUAUAGUCACAAAGAGGAGAUACAAGUACGACUGCUGUUCCUGACUUGUGUGUUUUCUUCCAUUGUUUCUCCUGAUGGAUUUCGUCUGAAUCUGGAGCAGGUAGACACUCUGUGGCGCUGUGUGGCCCUGGACAGUGAGUGUUCGGACGACUGCCUAAACUGGUUCCUCAACCAGGCGAAGAGCAAGGACCAUCAUGCUCUCUGUCUGGAGACAUUCAAACAUAUAUUCCUGGAAAAGAUGUCCCAGUUGAAAGCAGAGAGCAUGAGUAUGGUAGGGCUGAACCUGUUCCAACAGCUGUCUCAUCUCACCAGGAUGGCCAAUUCCUCCUUUGAUGAGCAGCUCUCUGAAGAUCAGGUGUGUGGUAUGGACCAGCUGUGGAGUAUCGCCCUCAGGGCCAACAAUACAGAUGUUAGUAUGACAGCCAUCCAGAUUCUGAACAACUAUUACAUUAACUAUGGUAAUGGUCACCUGGAAAAAGAGGCAGAAUUCAUACAGCGCUGCAUGGACAACUUGACAAAUGCUCUCACAGAUAUAGAAUCUAAUCCAGAGAGACAUUUACUGGUGAUUCAGAGGGGCCUAGUGCUACUAAAGAACCACUUGGAGGCCUUCAGGAAGCGGUAUGCCUACCACUUGAGGAAUUGGCAUAUAGAGGGCAAGGGAAUCAGGAGCCACCAGCGAAACAUCCAGGACAAGCAGUCCACCCCGCUCCGCCUUGUGCUACAGCCGGCGGGAAUGGCAGAUAAGACACAGCUAGAAAUGGUGACCACAGACUUGGUGGCAGAGCUUCGGGCGGAAGUGGCGAGAUGGUGGGAUGGUUUACACAAGCAGCAGAUGGCACGCCAUCAGGCUGAGAGUGGUGGUCAUGGUAAUGCCAUGCUGUCUCCCAUUCUUGGUGCCAUGUUAGGGGAUGGACCAAUCAGAAUGAUCACCCUGGGCCAGGAACUGACUGUAGAUAUGGAUGAGAAAUCCUUAGGGGAGUUACAAUUUAAAGACAACCAGCUGGUGUUUGUGUCAGUUGGAGCCAGCCGCCCACCGCGUAAAACUGACGGCAGCUUGUCGUCAUCCAGCCUGCCUUGCCCAGUCCCUGAGCGACUUCCUGUCAUGUUGCUGAUCCGAGAACCACACUUCAACAAGCUGUUCCUUUUGCUGGAGCAACUUAGCAAGCUACAGUUCACCAUUCCCACAAUGGACAGUCAGGAACGCUGGGGACUACAGACCAAGGCGAGAGUGCUGUCCAGGAAGGUGUGGGAGUUACUGAUGUUACUGCCAACCAAUCAAAACAUGUGGGACGGGUUCCAGAGCCUUGUGUCUGAGGAGUGCAGUGAACAGACAGUGAUUUGGGACAAGUUGCUGGAUUCCAAGAGCCCACACAAACUGAUGUAUUCGUUGCAGAUUGUGGAGGCCCUGUCCAGGGGAUCAAAACACAGAAGAAGGUCCAUUAUGAGGGCAGGGGGUGGAGACUCGAGGACCAUGAGCACAGACUCUGACUUUGACUCACAAGAUGAGGAGAUAUGGAGCAUGAAGUUCAUAUCGAAAGGUGGAUUAAAGCACUUGCUUAGCAUCUUCAAAUCUGGGAGUCUGCAAGCUCAAGAGGACGAAGCCUGGAGUCAGUGGAAUCAGGAAUGCCUGGCCUACUUGCUGCGAUUAAUCAGCCAGUUCUCUGUGGAGCUGUCUGAUGCAGAAGCCGGCCAUGAUGAUGUGUUUGAGUCGUAUGAGAGCCCCAGGAAGAAGAUGAAGAGACAUAAAGGAGGAAGUGAGAGAAUAAUCAUACCCAGGCUUAAUCAGUCCACUCUUGCCAUGCUGAACAUGGACUCAGUCCUGAAAAUCCUGAUGCAGAUUCUGUAUGAUGCUGCAGUGCCAAGUGACUCCAAUCAGGUCCACACAGGAACUUGGGGCAGAGCUGAAGUGGUGCAUUAUUCGCUGUCUUUCCUGGUGUCUUGGGCCUACUCCUGUGAUGAGGUCAAACAAGCCCUCUGUAGGUCCUCAAACUUUGUGAACUGGUUGAAGAGGCUAACUCUCCAGGCCCCUGAGCCGUUUGUGAGACGAGAAGCAUGUAUGGGUCUGUAUCGUCUUUGUCUUGGAAAAACGGCAGAUGGAAAAACUGGAUACACCCUGCUGUUGCCAACCUUAGCCAGCUUGCUUAGCUUCCUUGAGGAUGCAUUGUCCAUAAAACCAGUGAAGAAUCUUGAGGUUGAGGGUUUAAAAGAGAAAGAGAAGGAACCCCCAGGCCCGGGUUGUCGAGACUAUUUCUGGCUGGUGUGUCGCUUUGUGGACAGUAUAUCCAAGGAGGACGGCAAGUCAGAUUCUCAGGACAGCAUUGUCAACCUGAAUCAGCUGGCCAAACAGAUAUCACAGCAUGUGUUGGACCGCCCGUUCUAUGAGACGCGGCAUGGGUUUGAGGAGGACGAUGGCUUGAUUGGGGUGUUGAACCUGUGUACUGCCGUAAUCAAGCACAAACCACCAUUCAAAUCCUCACCUGAAGGCCAGAAAUUCUUGGAUGAAGUGUUUUGGCUCUUGUUUGCCCUGCCUUCGCCGACCAAGCGAUAUCUGCCAAAAUGUAAAAGUCAGACUGCUCGGUCCUCUGCCUACGAUCUCCUUGUGGAGUUUGUUAAAGGUUCCGUGGAAAACUACCUGUUUCUGCAUCAGAGGAUGCUUCAACAGCACACAAAGGAUUCCCAUGCUGCCUACCUGUGGGACUACUGGCCCCAUGAUGAUGGGCGGUCCAAAUGUGGCUACGUGGGGUUGACUAACCUGGGUGCCACCUGCUACAUGGCUACCUGUAUGCAGCACCUGUACAUGAUCCCCCAGGCCAGGCAGUCCGUGCUACAGGCCAAGUGUUCCAACUCCAACCGCUACAAGGGCACGCUGAUGGAGCUCCAGAAGAUGUUUGCCUAUCUACAGGAAAGUGAGAGAAAGGCUUACAACCCGCGCAGUUUCUGUAAGACCUACACCAUGGACAAGCAGCCAUUGAACACAGGAGAACAGAAGGACAUGACCGAGUUCUUUACCGAUCUUAUCAGUAAACUGGAGGAGAUGUCUCCAGACAUGCAUACCCUGGUGAAGAAUUUGUUUGGCGGUGUUUUAACCAACAAUGUUGUAUCCUUGGACUGCCCACAUGUUAGUAGAACUCUGGAGGAAUUCUACACUGUCCGAUGUCAGGUCACAGAUAUGAAGAAUCUCUAUGAAUCACUUGAUGAGGUGACGGUGAAAGACAUGCUGGAAGGAGACAAUAUGUAUACAUGUUCAAAGUGCCAAAAGAAAGUCCGAGCCGAAAAGAGGGCCUGUUUUAAGAAACUUCCCCGGAUCCUCUGUUUCAACACAAUGCGCUACACAUUUAACAUGGUGACCAUGAUGAAGGAGAAAGUAAACACUCACUUUUCUUUCCCUCUCUGCCUGGACAUGUCCCAGUACAUGGAGAAAAACCUGAUGGGACCAGAUAAACUAAGAGAUGAUGAUGAGGAUGAUAAGUUCCUGGUACAGAGUGAGGAGGAUGAUAUAUACGAGUACGAGCUGAUCGGAGUGACCGUACACACUGGGACAGCUGACGGCGGCCAUUACUACAGCUUUAUACGGGACAAGCUGCACAAGUCAGAGAGUGGGCAGGAUAAAUGGUAUCUCUUUAAUGAUGCUGAAGUUAAACCAUUUGAUCCGAGUCAGAUCGCAUCCGAGUGUUUUGGUGGGGAAGUCACCAGUAAAACAUAUGACUCUGUCACAGACAAAUUCAUGGACUUCUCAUUUGAAAAGACAAACAGUGCAUACAUGUUAUUCUACGAGAGGAAGCCGAUAAGUAGUAGGACAGAGGAAGAGCUUCGAAUCAUAGAUCAGGAUCCACCACCCAAGUUUAACUUUGAGUUGACGAAAGAACUUGGAGAAUGGAUAUGGCAAGAUAAUACCCAAUUUUUACAGGACAACAACAUCUUUGAGCAUACCUAUUUUGGGUUCAUGUGGCAGAUCUGUGGAUACAUUCCUACCACUUUACCAAAGGACCCCGAUACCCAGGUCUCCCUGAAAGCUGCACAACUCAGUACUUCCUUUGUGUUGGAAACUUUAAUUCAUUCUAAAGAAAAGCCCACCAUGCUCCAAUGGAUUGAACUUCUGACAAAACAGUUCAACUCAUGUCCAGCUGCUUGUGAGUGGUUCCUGGAUCACAUGGCAGAGAGUGACUGGUGGCCACAACAAAUACUCAUCAAGUGUCCCAACCAGAUGGUUAGACAGAUGUUCCAGAGGCUUCUUAUCCACGUUAUUUCACAACUGAAACCUGCUCAUAUGGAGCUGUACCUGCAGCCUCUGAUUGAAAGUGAUGAUGGAGAGAUUGACAUUUCCGAGCUUGGAAGUAAAUCAUGCGUGACCAGAUUUAUUAAGAAGAUGCUCUCCAUUUUGGAUCAUGGAGUUCGCCCCCACAGUAAGUUCCUGACUGAGUACUUCGCCUUCCUGCUGGAGUUUGCCAAGAUGGGAGACGAGGAGAGCUUCUUCUUGAUCAAUGUGAAUGCCAUAUCCACCAUGGUCAACUUCUAUCUGGGACAGAAACAGGCAGAAACCUAUGUUGAGAUUCCGUCUGAUGAUGAAGAGGAAGAAGUGAUCACCAUAACAGAGGAAACCUACAAGCCCAUGUCUCUAGAGAAGAUGGUGACAUUGAUCGCCAUCCUAGUGGAGAAAUCUCGCGGAGAGAACAACCAGCUACACAUCUCCGACAAGGACUACUCGGCCAUCAUUGGGGGGAAAGGCUUCCCCUUCCUGUUCAAUCAGAUUCGGGACAGCAUCAAUGUCAGGCAAACCUGCAAUCUCUUGUUCAGUCUCAGUCGAUGGAAUGAACAGCUAGCCAUUGCUCUGGUCCAAAUGGUAUUUAAUGCUAUCAAGAAGUUGAAUUUUGAGCAUUCCCAGCCCUUCUUCAAGCUGAUGUCCAUGUUGGUCGAGUUUGGAGCAGGACCCCCCGGGCUUCCUCCCUUCACCCAAUAUGUACUGCAAAAAUUCUGGGAGCUGACGAAAUGCUGUCCCCAGCCCUGCCUGGAGUGGAUGGCAGCUCAGGUGACCAGAAAUCGGCUGGCCAGCCAGUGGGUCCUCAGUCAGAUGGACAUCUGGGUGGAGCCGUAUCUCCUGGGAAACAACAACGCCCGGGUUCGUAGUGCGGCCGCCUGUCUGUUGACGUCCUUGGUACCGAGCACCCACUUCAGGAACACGUUCAGACAGAACAGGAACCUGCUAAGUCCUCAUAAGGAAAUGACAAUGUCCACAGAGGCCAUCAUUGUACUUCAUCAGAUUUAUGAACAUCUGCUAAGUCUUUUGGUACGAGCAAGGCUUUAUGCAGAUGCUCAGAGUCAUGGAACCACAAAACUGAUCAGCUAUUUUGCAGUGCUCACAUUUUGUUUGAUCUCAAAAACAGAGAAACUGAUGUUCAACAAGUACUUCCUGGAUCUGUGGAAUCUGUUUCAACCCAAGCUGUGUGAGCCCCAGAUCUCCAUGCAUCACAAUAAACAGGCACUUCUGUUUUUCUGGUAUCAAGUUUGUAUGGAUUGUCCAGAGAAUAUCAAAUCCAUUGUUAGCAACUCAAAUGUGUGCAAACAAAUUGCCUACAAUUAUAUUUUAGCUGACCAUGAUGACCAAGAUGUGGUGAUGUUUAAUCGCAUAAUGCUGCCGUCGUACUACGGAUUGCUGCGGAUGUGUUGCCAGCAGUCACGCACUUUCACACGACAACUCGCCCAGCAUCAGAACAUCCAAUGGGCCUUCAAAAACAUCUCCUGUCAUCCGGCUCAGUACACAGCAGCAGUGGAAGAGCUGUUUAAGAUGAUGAAGCUGAUGUCCACGAAGUACCCAGAUUCCUCGGAAGAGGAAGUCCAGGCUGUGAAUCAUUUCAAGCGGACUACAAUUCGUUUAUACCUGGAUUUCCUGGACGCUCGCUCGGGCUGGCAGACUCUUAUUAGUGCUUUGAAGAUUUUGAUUGACAAUCAGGACGACAGAUUACUGCUGCUGUAUCACAAAGGCCUACAGAUGAUAACCGAGGCUUUUAACACACUACAUGCCAUGUACCAUGAAGCCACUGCCUGUCAUGUAACAGCAGACAUUGUAGAUCUUCUAGGAAUACUCCUCCCUGUGCUCAAGGUAGCCCGGUAUUACCACGAACGGAAAGGCUCGGCGUCCAAUGAUAUGAACACUGUCCUACAGAACUGGAAAGAGAGGAUGGACUUCACCAAGAAGUUACUGACACUGCUUAAUUCAUACACACCCCCUGAUAUAAGGACCAGUGCUAUAGAUGUUCUACGUGAAAUGGUGCUAACCUACCAGAGUGAAUGUGUUCAUACAAUUGUUCCUGUCCUCACACAAGUCCAUCUAGCUUUCCAAGAAAGCAACAUACCUGUAUCCUCCCCCGGACCCUAUUUCCCUCGACGAGGCCAGAAGCCGAUUGGUCCAAAGUCCAACAUCCGUCCACCGCGCCCCCAGUUCAACAUGAUGUUACAUUCUAGUCAGAUAGAGGCCACAAAGGGAGUAGAUGAGAUGUACGAUGCUGCCUUGGCAGAAUUCUUCACUCCGUACCACAUGUUGGUGGAUCUCAUUUGCAGAGUGGCUGUCAAUCACCAAAGUCUUUCAGAACCCAUCAUCAACUUAAGUGCUAUGGUUGCCAUUGAAGGAGUUCCUUUGCAUUCUCCAUAUUUUGCCAAGUUGUGGUUUGAAAUCUACCAUUCUGAGGUUGAUAGAGCAUGCAUCAGGACCCUGUGUAACUGUAGCUACUUCAUUGAGUAUGUGGACUCAGUAUUACUGGACGAGAGGCUAUCCCUGAACAACUCCAACAUCUACCAGUUCUUCUGUAACUUCUUUCCAAAGGUUCAUCAACAAGUGUUGAGUGACCAGGGCCGGUCUUUGUUGGACAGUCUCGUGGCAUCAGUCACUGCAGAGAAAGCUGCCAUAGAAAACGUUCGCUACGAAAAGGAACUCAUUAGUAUAUGUCAGAGAGUAACUGGGGACUUGAGGGCCAUGCUGUUGAUAUUUUCGGUACAACCACCUAAGAAGCUGAACUCUCUGCUGGAGGACAGCCUACACUACAUUCUACAGGUGUGUCGGGAUCACCAGAAACAACAAGAGGUGGUGUCACAGUCCCAACCCCCCUCACUCAAACGCUCCAACUCUGAUCAGGGGCAGAGGCGGAAGGAAGACGACAAAGAGCAAGAAACCCCAUCCAAAAAACGUCGUGUAAGUGCUGACGAACAAAAAGAGAAAAAGACCGAGGACGAUAAGGCUGAGGAGCAGGGCAAAGAGUCUAGUUCAGAGCAACCUGCUAAGGAGUCCUCUGAGGGCAAAGUCGAGAGUAGUGCAGGAGAGGGCAGUCAAAGUGUAAAGAGUCCAGAGCAAAAUGAGGAACCUGAGGUCACACAGACGACAGAGGUCAAGGAUGAGGAUGAACCUUGUUCCUCAGGUCAAGGUCAGAAAUCUGAGGCGGCCAACAGUGAGGAAACACCUCGCAGAAAGAAUGCCAGCAUGGUGGACAUGGUAGCGAAACAUAUAGAGAACUUGUUCACCCUGAUUGAAAAGAAACAGUAAAAUUGUUGUCAUAGAUUCAUCAUAUUUCACAAUGUUUGUGGAAGGAAGAAAAAAGAUGCUGGCUGGUAUUCUUUUGGCUGAAACAAACCAAACCUUUACAAGACUUUAAACGCCAGAAGCGCUGGAACAGCAAUUGUAAAUAUGUGUAAUGAUGGGAUGAUUAUAUUUAUUCUCAUGAUGUAUUGUUGACAAUGUACUAAUUAUGUCAUGUACAUUUGUGAAAUCUGCUUACAAUUGAUUUGAUGAACUGAGGGUACCUAUGUUGAGGAUUAAGUGACUUAUAGAAGCCAACAUUUUCUUUAUCUCUUCUCAUCAUCAAAACAUACUACUGGAAAAAAUGUUGACUUGUGAAUUCAUCCUUUGCUACAUUGCUAGUGUUGCUAACCACUAGAAAAAAAGGGGGGUUGUAGGAACUAACUAUAAUGGCCACAAUAAGGGUCCAAAUGAUUAAAAAAGGGGUAUAUAACAAAGAGUGCAUAAUUUUUUUUAAAAUGAAAUAACGAAGAACAAUAAUUGCUAACCUGCUUUUUGUCCAUGUUGUAUUGCAGAUCGUGACAAGUUCUGUGCACCUUGUGGGUGCUAUUAAAAUAUCACUGCCAAAUGUGUACACCGUACACAAUGCCAGUUGUAUAUCCGAGUUGGAUGCCAUGUCCAUGAGGUGAAGAUGAGAGUGUGGGAGCGAGAGAAAGAUUGUUAUGUGUCUUACCACGGUUUUGUAUUUGAUGUGUGUUGUUAUACUUGUUCUCUUCAAUCUUCAUACCAAAAAAAAAAUGAACCAAAAUUAAAAAUACAUUAAUAGGA